This is a messenger RNA of Solenopsis invicta (red fire ant), 2108 nucleotides long. Its product is annotated as putative sodium-dependent multivitamin transporter. The coding region runs from base 191 to 1963 and encodes 590 amino acids. Lineage: Eukaryota; Metazoa; Arthropoda; Insecta; Hymenoptera; Formicidae. The record is from RefSeq and is a predicted model, not a curated record. The transcript has 7 exons. Gene Ontology annotation, cellular component: membrane. Gene Ontology annotation, molecular function: symporter activity. Gene Ontology annotation, biological process: sodium ion transport; transmembrane transport.
CACAAUGGAAACAACCACAUUCGUCAGUCAGACCUUGUCGAACACUCAUGAACAUUUGGAUUUUUGUGUUUUAAGUUUUCAAAGUGUUAAAACGUCACGUAAAUCUUCUACUUUGGUGGAAAUUUCAAAAAUUUAAGUGGCAUGAUUAAAAUUCAAUUUUUUGUCAAGUAAAUAGUGUAAAUUUUACAGAAUGGAUGUAAGUACUAAUAAUGUAUUUUAUGACGGCGAAGUUGACAGCUUGCAAUGGCAAGAUUACCUUGUGAUCGGCACAACCAUGUCAAUCUUCGUCAUUAUCGGGCUCUACUAUCGAUUCACCGGUGGACGACAACGUAGUAUAGAGGAAUACUUCACCGCGGAUGGCUCUAUAGGUUUCUUACCCCUCUCAGUCGCCAUGAUGGCUUCCUAUGUAUCAGGACUUGUUAUGCUUGGAAAGAGUGGGGAAAGUUACAUCCGCGGUCUAUUCAUUGUACUAAUGUACCUGACCGACAUGUACGUUGUGCCCAUCAUAGUCCUUUGUUAUCUGCCAGUUUUCUUCAAGCUGAAGGCCAUAAGCAUUUAUGAGUAUCUACAACAGCGAUUUGGGUUGUAUAUACGGUUGCUCGUAAGCGUGAUUUAUUUCUUCGAAACGACAUUAAUGGCCGGAGUAAUGCUGUACCUUCCUUCAAUAGCUCUCGAAGAUACCACAGGCUUGCCUAGUACCACGAGUAUUUUUUUACUCGCUAUGAUCUGUACUUUUUAUUCCACAUUUGGUGGCAUCAAAGCGACUUUGAUGAACGGCGUCUUGCAGGGCUUAUUUAUGCUAAUCACUCUCCUUGUCAUUAUCAUUGUCGCCUCCCAGAAUGUCGACGGAGGAAUUGGUGGCCUUUGGAGUAUCGCGGAAGAGGGAAAUCGUACACAAUUUUCUGAAGUGUCUUUAGAUCCAACUGUACAUUACACGUGGUGGAGUCUUUUACUUGGAGGAGGAUCAGUAUGUCUGACCAGUCUUGCGGUGAACCAAAUGCACUUUCAACGUAUAAAGACUGCUAAAAACGCACAAGGGGCCAUGAAUGCUCUGUUUUUUUGCGGUCCAUUCAUCUCUUUGGCAGGUAUUUUAACAUGCUUCGCCGGAAUAUCAAUUUAUGCAAUCUACAAAGAUUGUGAUCCUGUUGCCUCCAAACAAAUUUCGUCCUAUGACAAAAUAUUGCUUUACUUCGCGGCGAGAAACUUACCACCUGGAAUUGUUGGUUUUAUUAUUUCUGGUGUCUUCUGCGCCGUCCUGAGCACAGUUUCCGCUAUGAUAAAUUCGUUAGCCGCAGUGGCGCUCGAAGAUCAUGUAAAGCCACUAUACCGAAAAUUUGGGAAGGAUAUUUCUGACGGAAAAGCUGCUUUAAUAGCCAAAAUUCUUACCGUUGUAAACGGCUUUAUGUGCAUGAAUUUAGCGUUUUUUGCAGAAGUAGUGGGUGAAAUAGUCGCCUUUGCCCUUAGCAUUCAUCUGGCUGUUGGCGGACCAAUUUUAGGUACCUUUACUCUUGGAAUAAUUAGUGAAAGAGCUAAUGAGAAAGGAACUAUUAUUGGCACAAUUACGUCGUUAAUCAUCUGCUUGGUGGCCGCUUUCGGGAAACCUAAGCCACCAAUUCCAAAGUUACCUGUAUCUAUCGAGAAUUGUGCAAAUUCUACAAAAAUCUUUCUUAUUGAAGAGAUGAAUUUUAACAGUACUAUACAAGAUCCGUCAGAGUACUCCUACUUAUAUCGCAUCUCCUACUUAUGGUAUACCCCGAUCGGACUGGUAAUUACUCUAAUAGUUGGAUAUGUGGCGAGUAUCAUAAUUCAGCGUAUCCAAGGCGGAGAUAAUAUCGAACACGAUCCAGAUUUGUUUGUACCAUGCCUGGCCAUUAAGAUGAAACAGCGACGUCAGGACCCACGUUACACCACGGGCAGUCAACUCUUUAUUUUGGAAGAUUUAAAAUCAUUUUAUGAUUUAUGAAUUUAAAUAACUCUUAAUUAUUUAAAAUGUGAUAUCUUAUCAAAUCAAACAGGAUAAUCUAAAAAUAAAAAUAAUAAUUGACUGCCUGUAUAAACAUUCAUAAAAUUGUAAGAAACAUUAUAAUUAAAACUUAUUGUGCUAUGUA